AUGACACGGAAUGACCCUGAGGAUACAUAUACAUUACUCGAGAAACUCGGAACUGGGUCAUUUGGAACCGUAUACAAAGCCAUCAAUAAUGAAACGAAAAGGAUCGUUGCAGUAAAGCAAAUUGAUCUCGAAGACUCUGACGAUGAUAUAUCAGAGAUUCAACAAGAAAUAGCCCUCCUCUCCCAAUGUGACAGCCCGUAUAUCACUCGAUAUUAUGGAUCAUUUGUUAAGGGGUUUAAAUUAUGGAUUGUAAUGGAAUACCUAGCAGGUGGAUCGUGUCUGGAUCUACUAAAGCCAGGAGCGUUUGACGAACAGCAGAUUGCUAUAGUAUGUAGAGAGUUGUUGCUUGGACUCGACUAUUUACACCGCGGGGGGAAAAUCCACAGAGAUAUCAAAGCCGCAAAUAUUCUGCUCUCGGCUGAAGGAAAAGUCAAACUCGCGGAUUUCGGUGUCGCUGCUCAACUAUCAAACAAUAAGAGCAAACGUAAUACCUUUGUCGGAACUCCCGCAGACAUUUGGUCUCUUGGCAUAACAGCGAUAGAGCUAGCAAAGGGAGAACCACCGCUGGCAGAAUAUCACCCAAUGCGAGUUCUCUUCCUUAUUCCUAAAGCUAAACCGCCCGUAUUAGACGGCCCAUUUUCAGCCGCGUUCAAAGAUUUUGUUUCUUUAUGUUUAACGAAAAAGCCAGAGAAUCGCCCAACAGCAGAAGAGCUUCUUCGCCAUCGAUUUAUAAAAUCAGCGCGUCAAACGACGUACCUCCAAGAUUUAAUAGAUCGACUGGCAGAAUGGAGAGCGC
Molecule: messenger RNA, 796 nt
Organism: Paraglomus occultum
Lineage: Eukaryota; Fungi; Glomeromycota; Glomeromycetes; Paraglomerales; Paraglomeraceae
Source: the annotation of a GenBank genome assembly